UUUAUUUUGCCGCAUAGCCGACAGUAUUGUUGAAACACGACACCGUUCAGCAUAUGUGUGUAUAAGCAAACGUUCCACAAAACAUGAGUUUAGUAUAUCGAUCGAUACAGAACAGUAGUCCAAACUGAUUUGUUCAGUUGAUAGAACUAUUUCUGUCGUAUCGAUCGGACUAGUGUUUCCCGUGUUCGCCAACGUGACGAGCGAUCUAUCUUUUAGAUUGUGAGCAGUGAUAAACCGCAAUAUUGGUUUCUGAUUACAGUAUUCGGUCGCUGUUAAAAUCUGGAACAUGUCUUUAUCCACUUUGUACAAACGUGCUCUAGUCAAGCACCCACUUUUGAUGCAGUCGGUGCAGUCAGGGAUUCUGAUGGGAUCAGGCGAUAUUAUCGCGCAGACUCUAAUUGAAAAGCGUAAACUUAGCAACAUUGACGGCAUGCGAGCGUUUAGAUUUCUAGGAAUUGGAUUUUGCAUUGGCGGUCCGGGUCUGCGAAAAUGGUACGGUUUCCUUGACAAACGCAUUACGGGCAGCAGUAGGGCUGCGACUACUUUUAAGAAGGUAGCUCUGGAUCAAAUGGUCUUCGCACCGGUCUUCCUCGGUAUGCUGAUUGGAACAAUCGGGCUUCUACAAGGGAACAAUAAGGAUGAAAUUGAACGCAAGCUUAAAAAUGAAUACUCUGACAUUCUACUGACAAACUAUUAUAUUUGGCCCUGGGUUCAGCUGGCAAACUUUUAUCUGGUACCGUUGAACUAUCAAGUUCUGUUGGUACAAUUUGUAGCGGUCUUCUGGAACACGUAUCUAUCAUGGAAAACGAACUGCAAUGAUGUUGCGAAAGUAAUGGCAGUUAAAACGGAUGCGGUUGGAUCGGACGAAGCGAAUGAGAGUGCCUGCUGAAUGGAACAAGACAGAGUUAAAACAUUGGAAUGUGAUACAAAUAGGUUUUGUUUUUAGACGUUAAAGCAUACGCCAUGUUGUGUUUAUGCGAAUACAAUUUUAGCUGAUAGCAGUUAAGCAAGUAA
Molecule: messenger RNA, 1014 nt
Organism: Topomyia yanbarensis
Lineage: Eukaryota; Metazoa; Arthropoda; Insecta; Diptera; Culicidae
Gene: Mpv17
Product: protein Mpv17
Exons: 3
Coding region: 287-889 (200 amino acids)
Cellular component (GO): cytoplasm; membrane
Source: RefSeq, a predicted model, not a curated record